Messenger RNA from Limanda limanda (common dab), 5025 nucleotides. It is a transcript of the gene usp4, whose product is annotated as ubiquitin specific peptidase 4 (proto-oncogene). Bases 81 to 3104 code for a protein of 1007 amino acids. Gene Ontology annotation, molecular function: cysteine-type deubiquitinase activity. The transcript has 22 exons. Lineage: Eukaryota; Metazoa; Chordata; Actinopteri; Pleuronectiformes; Pleuronectidae. Gene Ontology annotation, biological process: protein deubiquitination. The record is from RefSeq and is a predicted model, not a curated record.
UUCCGUGAACAGCGCCGCUUUGAAGCUCGCCCGAGUGCUUCUGUGCCUGCGCGCGCUCACGACACCGGCACAUUCGCUGCAUGAUGGCCGAGGGAGGCGGACCCGAGUCGGGCGGCGCGGCGGACUCGGAGCCGGUAGCCGCUCAAAUGCCAACCCCGUCCACAGAGAGCCAGAAAAAGACCAUUGGCUCCCUGCUGAAAACGACUCUCCGGAAGGGCGACGAGUGGUUUCUAAUAGACAGCCGGUGGUUUAAACAAUGGAAGAAGUAUGUGGGAUUUGACAGCUGGGACAUGUACAAUGUUGGUGAACGAAGCCUCUAUCCAGGACCGAUUGACAACUCUGGGCUGUUUUCAGACCAGGAGACUCAGGCCCUGAAAGAGCACCUCAUAGAUGAGCUGGACUAUGUCCUUGUACCCACUGAGGCAUGGAAUAAGCUUGUCGGCUGGUACGCCUGCCUUGAAUGUCAGAGACCCAUCGCCAGGAAGGUGGUUGAGCAUGGCAUGUUUGUCAAGCACUGUAAGGUGGAGGUCUAUCUGUUGGAGCUGAAUCUGUGUGAGAACGACAACAUGGACAAUCUGGUCACACGCCAUUUCAGUAAAGCUGAUACUAUAGAUACUAUAGAGAAGGAGAUGAGGAUGCUGUUCCAUAUCCCAUCAGAGAAGGAGACACGACUCUGGAACAAAUACAUGAGCAACACCUAUGAGCAGCUGAACAAGCCGGACAGCACUGUACAGGACGCUGGUCUCUUCCAGGGGCAGGUGCUUGUGAUUGAGCGCAAGAGUGAAGAUGGCACGUGGCCCAGACAAGCCUCCCAUCCCAAAUCCAGUACAACCCCAUCUAGGAACUUUACUACCUCCCCAAAACUCUCCUCGAACUCAUCGGCCAGUAUCUCGUCAACAGUAGCUAACGGAGACAGCAGCUGUAGCCCUGAAUAUACGCUCAAUAACAGCACCUCAUCUGGCAACAGAUUGGGCAGCUACAAUUCCUACAGCUCCUCCUACAACUACAGAGAGUCCCAGUCACAGCCCGGACUGUGUGGUCUCAGUAAUUUGGGCAACACAUGCUUCAUGAACUCUGCCCUCCAGUGCCUGAGCAACGCAUCCCCACUCACGGAGUACUUCCUCAACGACCAGUACGAGGCAGAGAUUAACCGAGAGAAUCCUCUGGGAAUGAGGGGCGAGAUAGCCGAGGCCUACGCUGAUCUAGUAAAGCAGAUGUGGAUGAGUCGCAGCAGCUACGUGGCCCCACGUACCUUCAAAACCCAGGUCGGGCGCUUCGCCCCCCAGUUUUCAGGCUACCAGCAGCAGGACUCCCAGGAGCUGUUGGCCUUCCUGUUAGACGGGCUCCAUGAAGAUCUGAACCGUGUCAAGAAGAAGCCUUAUCUGGCUGUGAAGGAUGCAGAGGGCCGACAAGAUGAGAUCGUUGCCAAGGAAGCCUGGACAAACCACCGUUUACGCAACGACUCCAUCAUUGUUGAUAUUUUCCAUGGCCUCUUCAAAUCUACUUUGGUGUGCCCAGAGUGCUCCAAGGUGUCCGUCACCUUCGACCCAUUCUGCUACCUCACCCUGCCUCUGCCGAUGAAGAAGGAUCGCACCAUGGAGGUUUUCCUGGUGCGAUCAGAUCCUCAGUCUCAACCCGCGCAGUAUCGAGUGGUGGUCCCCAAACUGGGUACAGUGACAGACCUGUGCAGCGCCUUGUCCAAACUUUGCGGCAUCCCUUCAGAAAAUAUGGUGGUGGCGGAUGUUUACAAUCACAGAUUCCAUAAAAUCUAUCGACGGGAUGAUGGCCUGAACCAGAUCAUGGAAAAGGACGACAUCUUUGUGUAUGAGGUUCAGGAGGAGAACAGUGAGAGGAUGAACCUGCCUGUAUAUUUCAGGGAGCACCACACCAAGCAUGCUGGAAGCUCCACAAGCACCAUGCUGUUUGGCCAGCCUUUACUCAUCACCGUGCCCAAACACAACCUCAUAGCAGAUGUUCUAUAUGACAAGAUCCUAGAGAGAAUUGGGCGCUAUGUAAAACGGUCCCAGAGUCCCAGUACUGAAAGCAGGGCCUCCGCCUCAGCCACCUUCUCCAGCUCCAGUCAAGCUGCUGAAUGUUCUACAUCGUCUGGUGUCAAUGCCGGCCUGGGCGGCAGUGGCAGCCCCCAGUCGGACGGAGCCUCCUGCAGUGCCAGCUCUAGCAACGGCAGCAACCACUCAGGGAACUGCAACGAGACUAAUGGGCUGUAUGAUGGUGAGGAGGAGGCCAUGGACCACCAGGUGAGCCCGGAGCCGGAGAAUGGCCAGUCUGAAGAAGAGGAAGAGACCUCUGACCUGGAAAACGGGUCUAAAGGAGAUGCUGCCAAGGUGUCCACUUCACCGGCUAAGCUCUUCACUUUCAGCAUAGUCAACUCUUACGGAACCGCCAACAUCAGCCCACUGCCUUGCGAUGGCAAUGUCCUCAAACUCAAUCCACAUUCCACGGUGGCGAUCGACUGGGACACGGAGUCAAAGAAACUGUGUUACGAUGAACAGGAAGCAGAGGCCUACGAGAAGCACGAGAGCAUGCUUCAGCCCCAGAAAAAGAAAGCCACCGUGGCUCUGAGGGAGUGCAUCGAGCUCUUCACAACCAUGGAGACACUCGGAGAACAUGAUCCAUGGUAUUGUCCCACAUGUAAGAAACAUCAGCAGGCCACAAAAAAGUUUGACCUGUGGUCGCUGCCUCAGAUUCUGGUUGUUCACCUGAAGCGUUUCUCCUACAACCGGUGUUGGCGGGAUAAGCUGGACACAGUGGUGGACUUUCCAAUUAGGGAUCUGAACAUGUCAGAGUUUGUGUGCGACCCUAAGGCCGGACCUUACGUAUAUGACCUCAUUGCUGUGUCAAACCACUAUGGAGGAAUGGGAGGGGGUCACUACACGGCGUAUGGCAAGAACAAAGUGGACGGAAAGUGGUACUACUUUGAUGACAGCAGUGUCUCGUCUGCCUCGGAGGACCAGAUUGUGACAAAAGCAGCCUACGUGCUCUUCUAUCAGCGCAGAGACGAGGAAGCCCCUUCCAAACCUCAACCUUCGGCCUCGCUGGGAGGAGCCCCCGAAGCCGCAGAAGACCACAUGGACACAAAUUGAGGAGCCCUGACUCACAGGGACACGCACUGAAACGCAUACAGACACUUGGACGCAGACACACAACGCUACUUUAGUGACAGAGGACUCCACAGACUUAACAUUAUUAACCCCACCUUCCCUGUAUUUGAUUUUUGUCUUGUAUGUUGUCAAACUAGAGCCAACAGCCUUGUCAGAAGAUUGACCCGAGAGACUUCCUCCUCACAGCGGGUGGCCUGCUGAUUUCUGAACAUAGUUUACUAGUCUGGAACUAAGAGGAUUAUAAAUGGAUAUAGAAUUUUCUCACUGGAUGAACAGAAUGUUAGAAGUGCCCUCAAAUGCAUAGAUAAACAAAUUUUUCUGUUGCCCUCUACAACAGUCAGAAAUAUAUAAAAAAAGAAAAGCCAAAUGCUCAUCUUGUUUCAACCAAAGUGUUCCAAGUUAUUUAUGAUAAAAAUGUACCAACUUGUAAGACAUUAGCAGGAUCUCACUAAGCUGAGGUUAACACGAGCUCUAAUAGUGUGAUGUGCACACAGGACAAUAUUAUCAGGCGUGCUUGUUGAGAGAAUUUCCUGUGAACUUGCGGCACCUGUGUGGAGUGGAGUACUGAGGGGGGGGGGGCCCUGCUAGCUGCAGACCAGCUGCGGUAGUUGUGCUCUCAGUCUGCUGGGUCUGUGUUGCAAUCAAAAAAAAAGCCACAGAGGGGAUGUCUCAUUUCAAGGUUUUCAAGAUCUGGGUCUUGUGGCAGGAGCUUCUUGAUCGGCCAUCUUUGUAUUUUUUCCUUUUUUCUUUUUCUUGACGCACAGCAUGGGGCUCUGCUGUCUCUUGGACCCUAAACUUGUGAGAGGAAUUUUACCCUGCUAACAAUUUUUAUUUUCUUCUUUUUGUAAUCACAAUGCAAACGCGGCCUUUUGAUUCCUGCAACCUGACUUAAUAGGAGGCACUUUGAAUUCUCCAUGAGUACUUUAUCUACCUGCUUCUGGUGUAACUAGACAUGAUGACAGAAUUGUAUGGUUUGGCCUUAGCAAAGCGUUAUGGUCUGUCAUACACUACCAGAUGAUUUUAAUGUGUCUUUUUAAGCAAAUUUUAAGUUGAAUUGCUGCCUGAUCGGACCCCUAGCUCACUUGCAACGGCUUGUCCUUAUUAGUCUUGUACAUUAAUGCAGCUCUGUAUUGAAAUGGCUAUGUUUGAUAUUUUCAAAGCACACUGAGUGAAGCGAAAUAAACUAGAAUAAAAGUGGUGCUUUAAUUCAUGAAACUUGAACUUGCUCCUAGUCACGAGGAUCGGUCCACACGUGUCGUCCGAAGGGGGGAGUACCUUCCACCACUUAGGAGCCAAUUCUUGUCCUUCCAGUGAUCUUAGCACAAUACUCAGCUGUUUUAUGUAAUAAGAAAAUCAAUCCCUUUGUUUUAUCUUAGUCUUUUAAAAACAAAAUUGUCCCCAAUCACCCUCAGCACAGUCAUAACUCAUGUCUUGAUUGUGUCAACUGAGUAUAUAAUAGAAACAACUUUCACUCAGCCAAUGAUUCUGGAAUCUAUUUUAUUUUGGUGUGGCAGAAACACUGGACUUUGUUGCAUAAAAGUAUGACGUUAUGUUGGGCCUCUUAAAUUCCCUCUUUGCUGGUUGGUCUUUGCCAUCGUGCUCUUGUUCACAAAUGACUACCAAAAGAUAAUCAUUUAUGCCUGUGACCAUAAAGCUUUACAUCAAAUCUGUAAUAUGACGAAAUACUUAGUUGAAUACACAAAUUCAGCUAGUCUUUUUUUCCCCUCAAAUUGCGACAGCAAUUCAAACUCAAAACAACUGAAGAGAUGUAAAUAAUCACACUAUUUUAAAUAGGUGUAUAAAUUCUUGUCGUCAUAUUUAUCUUAUUGCCGAUAUCUACAGUAUUUGUUUUUAAACUGAGAGCUAUUUGAAUUCAAAGUACAAUAAAGACUGGAAGCCUCUA